Prosopis cineraria is the source of this 1505-nucleotide messenger RNA. RefSeq names its product probable protein phosphatase 2C 63. Bases 8 to 1231 code for a protein of 407 amino acids. NCBI's taxonomy places the organism in Eukaryota, Viridiplantae, Streptophyta, Magnoliopsida, Fabales, Fabaceae. The record is from RefSeq and is a predicted model, not a curated record. The transcript has 5 exons. Gene Ontology annotation, molecular function: protein serine/threonine phosphatase activity; cation binding. Gene Ontology annotation, biological process: protein dephosphorylation.
CCACGAGAUGGGAUACCUUCUUUGGAAGCAGAUCCGUUUUCAACGCGCGCACAGAACUUACGCGUCAACUAUAAAUGGCGCCACUUUAGCCCGUCGUCUUCGUUCUCACGCGGCAAUAACCCCCACCUUCCUUCUGCUUGGCUGUGGAAGCGACGGUCUUCUCUGGCACUCCGACUUGAAGCCUCAUGCCUCCGGUGAUUUCUCCAUCGCCGUUGCUCAAGCCAAUUCCUGCCUCGAAGAUCAGAGCCAAGUCUUUACGUCUCCCUCCACCACCUACGUCGGUGUCUACGAUGGCCAUGGCGGUCCUGAAGCUUCUAGAUUCGUUAACAAACGCCUCUUUCCUUGUUUACAAAAACUUUCCGCUGAAAAUGGGGGGUUAUCAGUGGAUGUGAUAAAAAAGGCGUUUCAUGCAAUUGAGGAUGAUUUCUUGAGCUUGGUGAAGCAAUCGUUGCACACUACUCCCCGAAUUGCUUCGGUAGGAUCGUGUUGUCUUCUUGGUGCAAUCUCUGAUAAUGUAUUAUAUGUUGCGAACCUUGGUGAUUCUAGAGUAGUUCUUGGCCGGAGAGUUUUUGGGGACUACAAGCAUCCGGUGGUGGCACAAAGACUGUCAACUGAUCAUAAUGUCUCUGUUGAGGAGGUGAGGAGAGAGGUCAAAUCUCUUCAUCCUGAUGAUGAACACAUUGUGGUUUUUAGUCGUGGAACUUGGAGGAUUAAAGGCAUUAUACAGGUGUCAAGAUCUAUAGGUGAUAUGUAUCUCAAGAACCCUGAUUGUUCUAGAGACCCACUUUUUCAGAAAUUUGGUAACCCCAUUCCUUUGAAACGUCCUGUAAUGACGGCUGAACCAUCAGUCAUUGUCAGAGAUCUUGAGUCGCAAGAUUUGUUUCUGAUAUUUGCAUCAGACGGCCUUUGGGAACAAUUAACUGAUAAAGAAGCAGUUGAAAUUGUGUACAAAUAUCCAAGAGCUGGCAUUGCCAUGAGGUUGGUGAGAGCUGCACUUGAUUCAGCAGCAAGGAAGAGAGAGAUGAGAUAUAAUGACAUGAAGAAAAUUAACAAGGGAGUGAGAAGACUUUUCCAUGAUGACAUUACUGUUAUAGUAAUGUAUCUUGAUCACCGAAAUGGGUCUACCUACAAAGUUAAGAAAAAUGCUCUCAGUUCCAUAAGUGCUCCUUUGGAUAUUUUCUCCCUGAACGCAGACGAAGCUGAACAGAGUGUCCUUCGUACAGCUUCCUGAAGAAUAGAACUUGCCAUGGCUCUACAUGGUAUCAUCGGACUAAAAGAUGGAUGAAGAUGACCAAUGUAGCUACAUUCUGGCAGAGGAUCCAUUAGAGGAAGGGUGAAAUUUCAGAGAUGGUAACUGAAGGUUACUGAGAACUUGUUAAUAAUGCAGAUAAGCAUGUACAUAGUUUUGGAUUCUCUUUUUCGGUCGCUGAACGCUGAUCUCAAUGCUGUUUCUCAGACUUUGAGAUGCUAAGAGAAUAAAAUUCAAUUUGAUUGAUUUUUGAUGA